Messenger RNA from Plectropomus leopardus (leopard coralgrouper), 3739 nucleotides. It is a transcript of the gene znf319a, whose product is annotated as zinc finger protein 319a. Gene Ontology annotation, cellular component: nucleus. Gene Ontology annotation, biological process: regulation of transcription by RNA polymerase II. The record is from RefSeq and is a predicted model, not a curated record. Gene Ontology annotation, molecular function: RNA polymerase II transcription regulatory region sequence-specific DNA binding; DNA-binding transcription factor activity, RNA polymerase II-specific. NCBI's taxonomy places the organism in Eukaryota, Metazoa, Chordata, Actinopteri, Perciformes, Serranidae.
AUGCUGUUCAAACCCGCUCGGGGAGCCGUUUAUCUGUACCUUUUGGGUGUUUUUUGGGGGGCGCUCCCCGGUGCUCCUCCGGCGUGCAGCGGCUGUAGCAGCAGCGGCUCCGCGGCGGCAGCUCACUGCGUGGCGGUUUCCGGUGUCCGUCCGUCUGCAGGAGGAUGGCGUCCGGCUUCAACCGCAUCCCCUCCGCCGCCGGUCCUCCGAGUCACAAAUACACCCAAGGUUGUGCACCACAGGCUGAAGACGACACUGAAAAACAUCGAUAACCGGCUCCGGUUUUCUAAAGGACGUGUUAACACAGAUAAAGCACUCGGCUGCUCUCAGCGUGCUGCGUCCCGUUUCUAAACCCACAUCCAGCCUCUUCAGUCCAGCACUAAAGCCCCGCUCAUCCCCCGAGUGCUGAACCCGUGCAUGCGAAGUGGAAGGAUGACGGAGGCGUGGCAGCAGCAGCAGCAACAUGCGGUGGCUCCACCCUCUGUUGUGCACACGCUCCCCCAGGGAACCGACAACCCUCUGGGCUGCGCCGUGUACGGAGUCGUCCUGCAGCCAGAUGCCUCCCUGCAGCAGCCCCAGCACGGCCAGCAGCACUCUGUCCAAGCCCAGCAGCCCUCCCUGCAGGUCGGCGGCGAGAGAGGGCACAAGUGUGGUGCCUGCGGCCACGACAUAUCUCACCUGGCCAACCCUCACGAGCACCAGUGCAUGGUGAGCCAAGACCGGUCCUUCCAGUGCACCCAGUGUAUGAAGAUCUUCAGCCAGGCGACGGACCUGCUCGAGCACCAGUGUGUGCAGGUGGAGCAGAAACCGUUUGUGUGCGGCGUGUGUAAGAUGGGCUUUUCUCUGCUCACCUCUUUGGCGCAGCACCACAACUCGCACGGGAACGGGAACAACCCGAUGAAGUGCUCCAUCUGCGAGAAAACGUACCGGCCCGGCUCUGGAAACGCCACCCCGACCUCGUCAGCUGCCAACCCCCAGCAGCCGUCCACUGGUGAGACGUCCAGUGGCGGCGCGGCGAUCAGUGCCUCGUCUCCUCCUGCGUUUGAGGCCUCCGCUCCCGACCGGCCAUACAAGUGCUCAGUGUGCCAUAAGUCCUUCCGGCAUUUGUCCGAGCUGACCCGACACGAGAGAGUACACACCGGUGAAAAGCCAUACAAAUGUGACACGUGCGACAAAAGCUUCAGCCAGUCUUCGCACCUGGCGCACCACCAGCGCACGCACAGCUCCGAGCGGCCGUACAAGUGUGCCGUGUGCGAGAAAAGCUUUAAGCACCGCUCCCACCUCGUGCGGCACAUGUACGCUCAUUCAGGCGAGCACCUGUUCAAGUGCAAUUUGUGUGAGAUGCACUUUAAGGAGUCGUCCGAGCUCCUGCACCAUCAGUGCCAGCCAGAAGGGGAGAGGCCUUUCCGCUGUGGUUCUUGUGGGAAGAGCUUCAAGCGCCCGUCGGACCUGCGACAGCAUGAACGCACGCACUCAGAGGAGCGACCUUUCCAGUGCGAGGAGUGCCAGAUGAGCUUCAAACAGCAGUACGCUCUCGUGCGCCACCGCCGCACUCACAAAAAUCCAGCUGAUCGCCCUUUCAAGUGUAACCUCUGCGAUAAAGGGUUCCUCCAGCCGUCGCACCUGCUCUACCACCAGCAGGUUCACGGCAUGGAGAGUCUGUUUAAGUGUGCGUCCUGCCAGAAGUCUUUCAGCCAAUCGGGAGAACUGCUGAGGCACAAAUGCGGCGGCGAGGUGGAGAAGCCCUACAAGUGCGACGUUUGCGGCAAAGGUUACAAAAAGAAUUCGACGCUGCAGCGCCACCAGAACUCUCACUGCACGGAGAAGCCGCUGAAAUGCUCCCUGUGCGACAAGCGCUUCGUGUCGUCUUCCGAGUUUGUUCAGCACCGCUGCGACCCAACCCGCGAGAAGCCCCUCAAAUGUCCCGACUGCGAGAAGCGCUUCAGGUACUCGUCUGAGCUGCAACGCCACCGCCGAGUUCACACCGGGGAGAAGCCUUUCAAGUGCGCCAGCUGUGACAAGAGCUUCAAGCAGCGGGAGCACCUCGCCAAGCACCAGAGCGUGCACUCGCGGGAGACACAGUUUAAGUGUGUGUGGUGCGGAGAGCGUUUCGUUGACCUCACAGCUCUGCAGGAGCACACGGUCCAGCACACUGCCGAGGGCGAGAGUUUCCCCGAAGCUCAGUGCAUCCCAUGAACCGAACUGCUCCUCAGUCCUGGGUGGCAAACAUGACAUUCACCCUCAAAGCAACGUGUGCCAGCCUCCGUUCCCCCACUUGUAGUUUAUUACAUGCACCCAUUAAUUAUUUUGAAUGAUUUUUCUUUUUUUAGGAUCAAGACACAUCCUCAUCUUUUGUCGAGUAAAUGGCGCCCGACAUUAACAGAGGCGAUUAGGAUCCCUCUUCUUAUUUUGGAACACAUGGAAAAAAACUUGAACAGAAUGAAAAAGGCGUAAAAAUGUGAGAAGAUCUUGGUUUAGUUUAGUGCCGCGUGUGGGACCUUACUCCGUGGUUGCAUGUGACCGUCUGUUUUGUAACGUUUAUUCUGUUAGUCGAGAAAGACGGAAAGACCUUCCAGACAGUCGUCAGUUAUGUGUGUGUGUGUGUGUGCGCGCUCAUGUUUAAGCUCCUCUGAAAUCCAUGUGCCUUUUUUUACCGAUCACUUCACAAAGUCGUGUUUUUGUUAAUUUCACGUCCCCCCAAAAAAACCCUCCCGUGCGUAUACAGCGGCUGGCAGUAUCUUUUCACAUACUAGAUCUAGGUAGUAUCAUCUGUUUGUGCAUGAAUAUUUAUCACACUUUAAUAUCACUGUUGUAUUAUAGGUUUGGUUUAUUUAGGAAAACAUCCUAAGAAGAAGAAAAAAAAGUGGAUAUGUGAAAAUGUAUAGCCCUAGUCCUAUAAAAUCUGUGUUGUUGCAUCUUUGUAUUAAAACAAAUGACGUCUAGGUAACUAACCCAUACCUAUUAUGUCAUACAAACACUUGACAUGUGCAAUAGAACAUGCACAAUGUAAUAUUUAUGACUACUGAUUCAUGGCAUAGUCUACUCUGUUAUAUUAUAGAUUGUGUGUAUACGCUUAUUAUGUAAACAUUGAAAACUGUAUAGUGCUUAUGUUACCUGCUUUUGUAUUCACUAUGAAUGAGCUUGCAGUAUUUUGCAAGUACUUUUAGUUUCGGUUACAGAGGGAUUAUCACGCGGUUUAACCCGAUAAGACUUCAAAAGCAUUAUAUUGCUCACUUGCCACAAACUAGCUGCAUUAGUUACUGUGCGAUAGAUCUAACAAACGUAAUAUUAUUUUUUAUGUUUUUUUUUUUUUUUUUGUUUUUUUUUUUUUAAAGAAUUUGGCCUUGUGACAUCCUCACGGGAUCCUAGCCUCGUCCCGGUCCACGCCGGACACUCAGCAGAUUAAUCCGAGUAGCCUCAAAAGUUGCGAUUUAUGUGUUGGUUUAUGCCGGACAUAACGUAAAACAUUUGUGUACUUUAGUUUACCGUGUGGAUUUCUACAUUCACAAUCUUUGCAGUAUAUUUAAAAGAUGGUUUUUGGAGUUUAAAGAUCACGGGCGAUGGGGGGGUUACAGCGGGGUGGGAGGGGACUGUGUGGUUGUGCCAUGGUUUAAGUCCUGGUGAGUCUGCUUCAAAACGAGUGUAACGAAGCGUUGGAUUUACACAUACGGAUAUCAAUAUAGACUCCUGUUCAUACUGUAUACAGACGAUUAAAAUAAACCACCCUUAUGACAAAAAA